AUGGUGAAAGUCAUUGUCACUGGCGCUGAUGGGUACAUCGCAGGGCACACAAUCCACCAAUUAGUCAAUCUGGGACAUUCCGUAGUGGGUACCUGUCGAUUGCAAAAGAGUGCAAGAAUUUGCAAGAAACACUUUGCUAACUUCGACUACGUGGUGAUUCCCAGUUUCAUCCAGGAAAAUGUUUUUGACGACGUGGUAAGGACCAAUCCAGAUGCAGAAGUGUUCAUCCACAUUGCGUCUCCAGUUUUUCUGGAAUCUGGCAAUACAAAACGAGAUCUCAUCGACCCAAUUAUAUUGGGUACUGAAAAUGCCUUGAAAGCUGCCCAUAAGUUUGGAACAAUAAAGCAUUUCGUAUAUACCUCUUCCAUUGCUGCGGUAUACAAUACCACCAACUUCAAUCCAGGAGAGGUGUUCACUGAGCAGCUGUGGAACAAUGUAACAUUGGAGGAGGCGAUGAGAUCAAGUACACAAGCAUAUGGAGGUUCUAAGACGUUUGCUGAAAGAGCAGCAUGGAAGUAUGUGAAACAAAAUAGACCGCAGUUCACAUUAACUGUGGUAAAUCCAGUUUACGUGUUUGGCCCUCAGAAAUUUGAUGAGGAUGCUCGUGGAAGAUUGAAAAAUUCUGCUGGAAUCAUCGAGCACAUACUCAGUCUCCGAAAAGGAGACCCAAUUGCUGAAUUUGAGGGAUAUGCUGUUGAUGUGAGAGAUGUAGCGAAGGUCCUCAUAGCUGCGUUUGAAAAUCCAAAGACAUACGGCAAACGAUUGAUUGCCAGUUCGGAAUUUUCCAACGGGCAGGUGAUUCUGGACUUGAUAAAGAAGAAUUUCCCCCAUACGGAGGAACUGUUGCCCAUUGGAGAGCCUGGGAGCCAGUAUUUAGCAGCCACACAAUGUGCCGUCGUCGACAAUCUGGCAACCACGUCUCUUUUGGGCAUCAAAUGGAUCUCGUUAGAAGAUAUGGUGGUGGAUACGGUUGAGCAGUUAUUAAACGAGAAUUCAGACUUAUGA
Molecule: messenger RNA, 1005 nt
Organism: Sungouiella intermedia
Lineage: Eukaryota; Fungi; Ascomycota; Pichiomycetes; Serinales; Metschnikowiaceae
Source: the annotation of a GenBank genome assembly